AUGGGCUUCCCGUUCACAGACAAUGCUCCCAAUCUGGCCGCUGUAGUCAUAGUGUUAUUCAUUGCCAGCGCCAUCGUCUUUCCUCUCCGGAUCUACAUCCGCUUGUCGAAGAAAGUGUGGGGUGUGGACGACUGGAUGAUUGUCGCCGCGGUGCUACCCUUCAUAGCUUUUUCGUCAGCAUGUCUGUCUGGAUCAUUUCAUGGCAUUGGUGUGCGGCAAGAGCGGUUGACUGACGACCAGGCCAAGCAGGGUCUGAAGGUCUUCUUCCUCUUUGAGAUCCUGUGGUGUAUCACUGUCAUACCAACCAAACUCGCCAUAUCCUUUCAGCUUGCACGAAUCGCUGGGCCUAAGCAGUUCUAUGUCUAUAUAUUAUGGGCGAUGUCUGCUAUCCAGACAAUAGUCAGCCUAGUUGCAUUAUUCUACAUCAUCUUUCGCUGCAAACCUGUUAGCUAUGCUUGGAACACAUCAACACCAGGCGGUCACUGCGAACCCGCGAGCACACUGACAGAUAUUUAUUACGCCGCUACAGCCAUCAAUAUCGUCUUCGACUACGGCUGCUCAAUUCUACCAAUACCACUCCUUUGGUCGCUGCAAAUGAAUGCCAACGCCAAGAUUACCGUCGCCAUCCUUCUAAGCCUGGGCGUCUUGGCCUCACUAUCCGCUUGCGUGCGACUAAAGUACACCGUCGCUCUCACCAAUGCCACGGACUACCUCUACAGUAUCUCUAACGUCGUCAUCUGGGGCUAUGCGGAAAUUGGUGUCGGCUUCUUCGUAGCUUGCGCAGCUACACUACGGCCUUUGGUGCGGAGAUUCGUCGACCUACGUGCGAGCUCCGACAAGCGUUCGAGACAAGAUCACCUCAAUGCUUUGCCGGAAGAUGUACAGCUUGCCAGCAGAUUAGGCGGUCACGAAAACGGCUGGUAUGGUGAGCUGAAGCAACCGAAGGUCUCGACGAGCGAGGAACGCUUGGUGCCGCAAGGACAGGAGAUUGUGAUUAGUAAGAGUGUGCAGCAGUCUUCUGCUGGGGGAGGAACGUCGCGAUGA
Recurvomyces mirabilis is the source of this 1044-nucleotide messenger RNA. RefSeq lists its product as uncharacterized. The transcript is spliced from 3 exons. Lineage: Eukaryota; Fungi; Ascomycota; Dothideomycetes; Mycosphaerellales; Teratosphaeriaceae. The coding region runs from base 1 to 1044 and encodes 347 amino acids. The record is from RefSeq and is a predicted model, not a curated record.